Molecule: messenger RNA, 4388 nt
Organism: Aspergillus fijiensis CBS 313.89
Lineage: Eukaryota; Fungi; Ascomycota; Eurotiomycetes; Eurotiales; Aspergillaceae
Product: xanthine dehydrogenase
Exons: 4
Coding region: 25-4215 (1396 amino acids)
Molecular function (GO): iron ion binding; FAD binding; 2 iron, 2 sulfur cluster binding
Source: RefSeq, a predicted model, not a curated record
GUCGAAUAUGAGUCUGAUGCAAUCAUGAAUGCGUCUCAUCCUCUUUAUGACUACCUUGUCUCUUCCAAUGCCACCUCCACCCUUAUCUUUUAUCUAAACGGGACGCAAAUCGCUCUCCGCGAUCCAAAUCCUCAGUGGACGCUGCUGGACUUCAUCCGAGCCCAAGAUGGACUCACUGGAACGAAGCUGGGCUGUGGCGAGGGCGGCUGUGGUGCCUGUACAGUGGUGCUGCAGACACGACAUCCUUGCAGCCGACGGCUAGUCCAUAGGGCAGUCAAUGCCUGUCUGUAUCCGCUGGUCGGAGUGGUAGGAAAGCAUGUUAUUACCGUCGAGGGUUUAGGAAGUGUUGAACACCCGCAUCCUUUGCAAGAGCGUCUGGCGAAGCUCCAUGGCUCCCAGUGCGGGUUCUGUACCCCCGGCAUCGUUAUGUCACUAUAUGCUGUCAUCCGCAACGCAUACGACCCGCGGACCGGUACCUUCCUGCUGUCCGAAGAUGAUAUUGAAAUGAAGGGCCAUCUCGAUGGAAACCUGUGUCGGUGUACUGGAUACAAACCAAUUCUUCAGGCGGCCAAGACAUUUGUUCGUGAGGACCUCCAGGCGCGCCUGCAGUCUGUGGUUUCCACUACCACGGAUAAGACAGACGAAACCGUCGAUUUGCCGGUACUUCCGGCCCAAUCAUGCGGGCGACCUGGCGGAUGUUGUCGCGAUAGCCCUUCAUCGUCCUCAUGCUCAUCGAGCUCAGAUAAGGCCAAUUCGUCUCCGUUGACCACGCCAGAGGAGAAAACUCCAGCAAUUCCACAAUUCGACUUCAUUCCGUAUGUGCCACAGACGGAGCUGAUCUACCCUCCUGGUCUGGCGAACUUUACCCCUCAGUUGCUAUAUUAUGCAGACGAUCGGAGAAUAUGGCUUCGUCCGGUCACCCUUCAGCAGACUGUAGAUCUCUUGGCGUGCUUUCCAUCUGCCACGCUGGUUGGCGGUGCUUCGGAGGUUCAGAUUGAUGUUCGCUUCAAAAACCUUGCAGCCGACGUAUCGAUCUUUAUCGGAGACAUCGAAGAGCUAGCUCAAAUCAACCUGGUUGAACACGACAGUGGUGCAAAGGAGCUGAUAAUUGGUGGGAAUGCUUCUCUCACUGAUGUGGAGGAAGAAUGCCAGCGCCUUGCUCCAAUCCUGGGUUCUUCCGGCUCAGUACUAUCGGCCAUGGCUAAGGUGCUCCGGUACUUUGCUGGGCGACAGAUCCGCAACGCAGCCUCACUAGCGGGAAACAUUGCGACGGCCUCUCCCAUCUCAGACAUGAACCCGCUACUUCUCGCAGUGAACGCCACAGUUGUUGUGCGCGCCCAUGAGGAGGAGCAAGCCCUGGCCAUGGAGAAAAUGUUUCUGGGAUAUCGCAAGACCGCCCUGCCAAAGGGCAGUCUAAUCACUGAAAUCCGCAUUCCGCUGCCGUCUUCGGGGUGUCGCGAGAUCACGAAAUCAUACAAGCAAGCUAAGCGAAAAGAUGAUGAUAUCGCCAUCGUGACUGCCGCCUUCCGCGUCCGCUUGGCAAGCGACAACACUGUUGAAAAUGCUUCUCUCGCGUACGGCGGGAUGGCACCGACCACCGUGCUUGCCCACAAAGCUAGUGCUACCCUCAAGGGCAAGAAAUGGGGAACGCAGGCCGUUCUUGAUGCGACGGUGGAUGCGCUUCUCGCGGACUUUGAUCUUGUAUUCAGCGUUCCGGGUGGGAUGGCAACUUACCGCCGGACACUGGCUGUUUCAUUCUUCUUCCGCUUCUGGCACGAAGUUAUAGCAGAAUAUCAACUCGCCGCUCCUAUGCCCUCCGAUCUGACAGACGAGAUCCACCGCAAGAUCUCUUACGGUACCCGAGAUGAUAUUAAUCCGCACGAGCAACGGGUAGUGGGGAAGGCACUCCCUCACCUGUCCGGGCUCAAACAUACCACCGGCGAGGCAGAAUACCUCGAUGAUAUGCCACCCCAACACCGACAACUAUUUGGAGCAUUGGUUCUCUCGCAACGUGCGCAUGCCAAACUUGUAUCCGUUGACUGGACACCUGCUCUUGCGCCAGGACUAGCGACCGGCUACAUCGAUCACACGAGCAUCCCGAUCGAGAAGAACCUGUGGGGAUCAGUUGUGCACGAUGAACCUUUCUUUGCGAUCGAUGAGGUACUGUCGCACGGUCAGCCUAUCGGGAUGGUGUAUGCCGAGACGGCUAUCCUGGCCCAGGCAGCUGCAAAAGCCGUAAAGAUCGAAUAUGAAGAUCUUCCGGCUAUUCUCACCAUCGAUGACGCAAUCACAGCGAAGAGUUUCUUCCCACACGGCAAGGAACUGCGCAAAGGUGCGCCGCCGGCGGAAAUGGACGCAGUAUUUCGCAGAUGCGACCGAACCUUUUCGGGUGUAACACGGAUAGGCGGACAGGAGCAUUUCUACCUUGAGACGAAUGCUGCCAUGGCGAUCCCGAGUACGGAAGAUGGUGGAAUGGAAAUCUGGUCAUCAACGCAGAACACUAUGGAAACCCAAGACUUCGUCAGUCAAGUAACAGGAGUUCCCGCUAACCGCAUCAACGCACGAGUCAAACGGAUGGGUGGCGCUUUUGGAGGCAAAGAAUCGCGAAGCGUGCAGCUAGCUUGCCUGGUAGCCAUCGCAGCCAAGAAAGCCCGCCGACCGGUGCGUGCGAUGCUUCCCCGAGAUGAGGACAUGAUGACUACCGGACAGCGACAUCCGGUUCAGUGUCGCUGGAAGGUUGGUGUCACCAAUGAAGGAAAGCUUAUCGCGUUAUCUGCCGACUGUUACAACAAUGCAGGCUGGUCCACUGACAUGAGCGGGGCGGUGAUGGACCGCUGCUGCACGCAUUUGGACAAUUGUUAUGAGAUCCCGAAUGUGCAUAUCCGGGGAUGGGUGUGUCGAACCAAUACCCAUAGCAAUACGGCCUUCCGUGGGUUUGGUGCUCCUCAGAGCAUGUUCUUCACCGAGACGAUCAUGAAUGCGAUUGCUGAGGGGCUAAAAAUUCCCGUGGAUGAGCUGCGGAGACGUAACCUGUACACUAUCGGGCAGCGGACGCCCUUCCUACAGCAGAUUGACGAAGAUUGGCAUGUGCCGAUGCUCUUAGAACAGGUGCGCAAAGAGGCCAGAUAUGACGAGCGGAGAGAGCAAAUUGUAAGGUUCAAUGCCACACAUCGCUGGCGCAAACGGGGUAUCUGCUUGAUUCCGAGCAAGUUCGGGAUAUCAUUCGCCACAGCUUUGCAUCUGAAUCAAGCUGCUGCAUCGGUCAAGAUCUAUACAGAUGGAUCAGUACUGCUUAACCACGGUGGAACAGAAAUGGGCCAAGGGCUGUACACGAAGAUGGCCCAAGUCGCGGCGCAGGCGCUGGGAGUCCCAUUCGAGAGUGUGUUUACGCAAGACACCUCGUCUUACCAGACAGCCAAUGCCUCACCAACAGCCGCGUCCUCUGGCAGCGAUCUGAAUGGAAUGGCGAUUCAGGAUGCCUGCGAUCAGCUGAACGAACGGCUAAAGCCGUACCGGGAGCAAUUCGGUCCUGACGCGACGAUGGCACAGAUGGCGCACGCCGCGUAUCGCGAUCGAGUCAACUUAGCGGCCAGCGGAUUCUGGAAGAUGCCUAAAAUCGGGUAUCAGUGGGGAAACUAUGAUGUUGAGACCGUGAAGCCAAUGUACUACUAUUUCACGCAGGGUGUAGCAUGCACCGAAGUCGAGAUGGAUCUGCUGACGGGUGAUCAUACGGUGCUGCGGACGGACAUCAAAAUGGAUGUUGGACGCUCGAUCAAUCCGGCCAUCGACUAUGGACAAAUCGAAGGGGCGUUCGUGCAGGGUCAAGGUCUCUUCACUAUGGAAGAGAGUUUGUGGAGCCGCAGUGGGCAGCUGGCGACGCGAGGCCCCGGGACGUACAAGAUCCCUGGCUUCAGUGACAUCCCGCAGGAGUUCAAUGUGAGUUUCUUGCAGGGUGUGUCGUGGUCCCACCUGCGGUCGAUUCAGUCAAGCAAAGGUAUUGGAGAACCGCCUCUAUUCUUGGGGUCGACCGUAUUGUUUGCGCUCCGCGAUGCCUUGCGUAGUGCUCGUGAACAGAAUGGCGUGCAGGCAGCAUUGGCGCUCGAUAGCCCGGCCACAGCGGAGAGGCUGCGAUUGUUGGUUGGAGAUGACUUGGUGAAGAAGAGCCAGGUUGAGGCGAAAGAGGGCGAGACAAACUUUUUCGUUGCGGUCGCGUAGUGUGUGAAGACCAUGUAGUCGAUUCGAUCUGUGUAUUUAGCAUUGUAAUGAUUAGCAUAGUAGGUAUUCCGUAAGUAGGACAGGCAGAUCAUGGUACAUCGGUGACUGGACAGGCCUUUAUCGUACAUGUAUCUUGAAACCGAGAACCUCUGUACAUACCGCGGGAUUUAUCU